CGCUAGCCUCAGAACCAUCAUUUCCCGCUCUCUCUGUUUUCCUCACUCAGAGACACCGUUCAAUUUGGUGUCUUCUUCUUAUUCUUCUUCUUAUUUCUUCGUCCUACUGACAGAGAGUGGAAGAGACAGAUGAAGUACGUAGUCGUCACGGGCGGUGUAGUGAGUGGGCUUGGGAAAGGCGUGACGGCGAGCAGCAUUGGGGUUGUCCUCAAAGCCUGUGGUCUCCGAGUCACCUCCAUCAAGAUCGAUCCUUAUUUGAACACCGAUGCUGGAACUAUUUCUCCUUUCGAGCAUGGGGAGGUCUUUGUUCUCGAUGAUGGCGGCGAGGUGGAUUUGGACCUUGGAAACUAUGAGCGUUUCUUAGAUGUAACACUUACUCGGGAUAAUAAUAUCACUACCGGAAAGAUCUAUCAGUCCGUUAUAGACAGAGAAAGAAGAGGUGAUUAUCUUGGGAAAACAGUUCAGGUUAUUCCACACAUUACAGAUGCAAUCAAGGACUGGAUUACAUCUGUAGCUGUCAUUCCUGUUGAUGGCAGAGUUGGUCCUGCAGAUGUUUGUGUAAUUGAGUUGGGGGGCACUGUAGGUGACAUUGAAUCAAUGCCAUUCAUCGAGGCCUUGCGACAGUUAUCUUAUUCAGUUGGACAAGAAAACUUCUGUCUUAUUCAUGUCAGCCUUGUACCAGUGCUGGGGGUUGUUGGUGAGCAAAAAACAAAGCCAACUCAACAUAGCGUUAGGGAAUUAAGGGCACUAGGACUGACGCCUCAUUUACUGGCUUGUCGAUCUGCUCAGCCGUUGUUGGACCAAACAAAGGAGAAGUUGUCGCAAUUCUGCCAUGUUCCUGCUGGGAAUAUUCUCAGUAUCCAUGAUGUUCCUAACAUAUGGCAUGUUCCCCUUUUACUUCGUUAUCAAGAUGCUCAUAAUGCCAUCUUGAAACAACUGAACCUUUUAAGUAUUGCUGGACCACCUGAUCUCCAAGAAUGGACAAAGAGAGCAGAAACUUUUGAUAAUCUUACAGAAACAGUAAAGGUUGCUAUGGUUGGGAAAUACACGGGAUUGUCAGAUUCAUAUCUGUCUGUGUUGAAGGCUCUUCUACAUGCUUGUAUCUCAUGCUCCUUGAAGCCUGUAAUUCAGUGGGUUGCAGCUUCUGAUCUCGAAGAUGAGAAAGCUAAAGAAGCACCACAAGUUCAUGCAGCUGCUUGGGAAACUCUGAAGGAUUCUGCCUGUAUUCUGGUUCCUGGUGGAUUCGGGAAUCGUGGAACAGAAGGAAUGAUACUAGCUGCAAAGUUUGCAAGAGAAAACCAAGUUCCCUAUCUUGGGAUUUGCUUGGGAAUGCAAAUAUCAGUUAUUGAAUUUGCUCGUUCGGUGCUUGGACUGGAGAAAGCAAAUAGUGCGGAGUUUGAUCCUGAUACACCUGAUCCUGUCGUAAUUUUUAUGCCAGAGGGGUCCAGAACCCAUAUGGGUAACACAAUGAGACUUGGGUCUCGGAAGACCUUCUUCUGCGAUCAUAAUUGUAUUACCUCUAAGCUGUACAAUAACCCUGACCAUGUGGAUGAGCGCCACCGUCAUAGAUAUGAGGUAAAUCCUGAUUCAGUUGAAGCCCUAGAAGCUGCUGGAUUGAAAUUUAUGGGGAAGGAUGAAACUGGCAGAAGAAUGGAAAUUUUAGAACUUCCAAAUCAUCCAUUCUAUGUGGGCGUACAGUUCCAUCCAGAAUUCAAGUCAAGACCUGGAAGGCCUUCCCCCUUAUUUACAGGUUUUGUAUUGGCAGCAAGUGGGCGAUUAAAAGCUUACCUGUCAUAAGUGCUUUAUUUUUUCGGCCAUGGAAGAGAAAAUUGGAGACACCUACUGAUUGUAAACUAUCCUACUCAUUUUUACUGGCAUCCUUGCAUAUUGCAGAUGUCAUCAGACAUCUAUAUGGCAAUGCUAAUAUUCAUCAUCGAUGGGGGGAUUGUUGUGCCCCAAAUGCGAUUCUUUGUUAACAGAUGAAUUAGCUUCUUUAUUGUUUCUGAAAUCAUAAGAAGCAAUCUCUGCAGAUGUUCAGGGAAGUGCUAUGAGCGUAAGGAUUAAUGUUUUGGCAUUUGUCACUUGGUUAGGUCCAGGGCAGUGUGUUCAACCUCAUGGAUCUCAUGUAUUUUUCUUUUGAUGGAUGCCUUUUCAGCAUCCACUGUAUAAACUACGAAUGAAUCUUUUCUUGAAUUAUGUUGAACUGAAGUCAAGUUUAAGGAAGAAUGUUUUACAAUCACUGGUAA
Messenger RNA from Nymphaea colorata (pocket water lily), 2246 nucleotides. RefSeq lists its product as uncharacterized. Gene Ontology annotation, biological process: CTP biosynthetic process; pyrimidine nucleobase biosynthetic process. The coding region runs from base 130 to 1797 and encodes 555 amino acids. Gene Ontology annotation, molecular function: identical protein binding; CTP synthase activity. The record is from RefSeq and is a predicted model, not a curated record. The transcript is spliced from 22 exons. NCBI's taxonomy places the organism in Eukaryota, Viridiplantae, Streptophyta, Magnoliopsida, Nymphaeales, Nymphaeaceae.